CUUAUCCUCUGCCCCUACACCACACCUUUCCCCCUCCCUUUGCCUUCCUUCCUGACCAUAGAUACUCCCUUGUCCUAACUUAUUACAGGGUACGCUCGUUUUUCAUCCCGCCUGACAGCAGUCGCUGAAGUCUGCGCCCACUUCAGGCCGGCAUACCCACAAAGCCCUGCAGCGACCAACUCUGCUGCAGAAUGGUUCAGUACAGUCCUUUCCUCGCACUUAUAGGCCUACUGGGUCUCCUGCUGCCCCUCAUUGUCGAGGCGGCUGUGCAUGUGCCAACAGCAGGGCCCGUAGCUGAACAACGAUGCGAGGCCUUCGCUUCUACCUUCAGCUCCAAGAAUCUUGUGCUUAACCUCACUUUCAGUCAAUACUGGGAACAGGGCUCGAAUCCAUCACUGGAGCUUCUGGCCUCUUCAAUACCUUUGCCGAUCUACCCAGAGGGCCCUGCACUGCAGCAAAUUCUGGCAGGGGUUGGGCCAGAUGUAGACAUCUCCAGGGACGGUGGAUACGGCUGGAAUUCCCGAAAAAGGCUUUCGGAGCAUGGCCCACUCGGGGGCCUGCCUGCUUUCUGCCGCUUUGGAGCCCUCAUCGUCACCAGCAACCUCACCCAGGUCUACAUGGAGGCAUGGAUGCCCUUCAAGUAUAAUCCCUCUCUACCGCUUGCGCCCAUCAAUGCCAGUGAUUUCCCUACCAAUUCCACGCCAAUCAGUCUAGCGGCCAAUGGUGACUAUCUCAAGGCUCCCAGCUCGUACUUCAUCAAUGCCAGCUCGCCCCUGAAGAAUGUCACGGCUCCCGACACCAACUCGACUCGAUCUCUGAUGACGGCUGCGUUGACAAAGUCCGCCUCGGCCAGCACCAAGAAGGUCAUCGGUGAUCCUCACACUCCAUCUGCCAGAACCAAAUUCAGAACAAUGAGGACGACGGCUACAGCCACUGGAAACGACACCUCUGCGACGACGCCAUCUGAGAUCGAGCCAGAGGACACACCUGCGAGUUUGUCGACUGGGACUGCUGCGAAUCCCACUGCCUCAGAAGAGGAGGUUGAUGAAGAAGACGCCUCAAUCGGUCUCCUUGAAGGACAGUCUACAAAUGAGAAUGGCAACAAGAGCACCAUCACUCGCCGAUGGAAGGGGCAUUCCGACUCACCCCUCACAGGUCGUGAGGUCUUAGGGUCUCCCAAACAAGGUUGGAAUGGGCGACUACUUUUGGUCGCAAACGGUGGCUUUAGGGGCGCCAUCCCCUGGCCAACCAUGAAGCAGUCCAUGUCCAGACUAGGAAUGGCCGUUGUUGGCAACAACCAGGGCCACUUUGGAGGAACGGGUGUGACGACCUGGAUCAAUGGCACGCAGCACGAUGAGACCCUCGUCGAUUGGGGGACUCGAGGUGUACACGUCUCAAAAGUGCUCGCAGAUGAGGUGUUGGAUGCCUUCUACGGGGUGAACAAGGGCAAGAAGAGACGCUCGUACUUUGCAGGAUGCUCCAACGGUGGCAAAUCCGCUCUUGCGUCCGCUCAAUCUGAUCCGGGAGACUUCGAUGGAAUCCUUGCCGGCAGUCCGGGCGUCAACUUCAACAGGAUGAAUGUGGGCCAAAUCUUGUUCCAAACCCGCCACCGCAAAGGCACUGCGAAAGGAGGCUGGUUCUCAAACGAGCUGCUUGCGCCGAUGCACCAGGUGAUCCUAGACCAGUGUGAUACCCUUGACGGUGUAAAGGACGGCGUACUCACCGACCCCAGAAAGUGCAAUCCGGACUUUGACAAGGAGCUGCUGUGCAAAGCUGAAGGUGGCAAGGGCAAUUACAGCGAAUCCGAUCUCUGUCUCAGCAGUACGCAGCUGACCAAUCUCAAAGGCCUGUACCAACCUGCGACCAUCAAUGGCAGCUUUGUAUACCCCGCAUUCCCAUACUCGUGGGAGUCGGAUGGCGCGAGCUUCCAAGGCACAAGCCCGAAAGCGAGGUUCUGGCUGUUGGCGAACAGACGAGAGCCCAAUUACGACAAUGCGACCUUUGACCCGUACACGGAGAUCACCUACGACCAGGUCGUUCAAGGCGACAUCGAUGGUACGGCAUGGACUGCCGAUGUCGUCGAUCUUUCCCCUGCGAUCAACUCUGGCACCAAGAUCAUCUCCUACCAUGGUCUAUCCGACAUGACUAUCAGUCCUUACUCGACGCAAGCGUACUACAGUGCCGUGGCCAAUGCUACGGAAGGAAAGAUCAAAGGGUCUCUCUCGGACCACUACCGCUUCUUCGACAUUCCUGGUAUGGGUCAUUGUAGAAACGGUCCAGGCGCUUGGCACUUUGGAGGCAUCACUCAGGAGGACGGAGGCAACCGACCUCUGGUCUUCGACACGCGCCAUGACAUGUUGCUCAGUCUAGUCGCAUGGGUGGAAAAGGGUCACAAUUUGCCAUACCACGUAGGCGCGUCGUACAAGUCACGCUCGAAGGUGCUACCAGUGUGGGACGGUAGUCAGCCCCUGAAAGGAGAUAUCACGCUGCCCACGACCUUUGAGGACAAGGCUUACGGCGUUGAGUUCACCCGGAAAUUAUGUCCUUGGCCUCAGCAGGCUGUAUACGACAAGCAGGGGACCACGAAGGGCAAGGACGCUUACAUGAGCUUCACUUGCCAAACACCCAAGUAGUGCAGCAUACUCUGGGCUGUUAUACAUGCCGCCUUGCAUGCUUGCCAAUUGCGCUCCAUAUACUUAUUGUACUGACU
Molecule: messenger RNA, 2710 nt
Organism: Microstroma glucosiphilum
Lineage: Eukaryota; Fungi; Basidiomycota; Exobasidiomycetes; Microstromatales; Microstromataceae
Product: tannase-domain-containing protein
Exons: 2
Coding region: 192-2633 (813 amino acids)
Source: RefSeq, a predicted model, not a curated record